AUAAUACCUCCGUCCAGGUCACGAAGCGCCCCGACGUUUGUUUAUGGUUCCCGUAACAAUUAAACACAUUGACAAGUGAAUCCAGUCCGCAGCCCUCUAGAUAGACAGUGGUUAAUAAUCCCAUGUCUGAAUUAAAAGACAACAGUGCACAUAGUCCUAUUUGUUUCGUCGUAAUUCAUACUCGUGGUUUGUAAAGUUCCUUGCUACGUAGGUGCACUUGUGUUGCAUGUAACAAUGCAAUGGACACAAAUGAAGGCUCCCCGAUGAUUCAUGGAAAAGAGCAAUCUAAACGAUUUGAAAGAAGUGGGCCCUCUUCAGCUAGUAACCAGGGAAGAGGACUUUCUCCUAUGGAGUCCCUCAACACUUUUGAAUCCGAGAUGGAGACGGAUGGACAGGGACACUACUCUCUGUUCCCUGCGCUUGACCACAUCGCGACGCUGUCAGGCGCCUCAGAGACGCUCGAAAGCGAACCAUCCAGUGAUAUCAGUGAGAAGCCAAACCUAACAUGGCUUGAUGCUGCACAGAUGGUUUUGGAGGAAGCUGGGCGCCCUAUGCACAUCAAGGAGAUCAAGCAACGAAUCAUCGACAGGGGCCUUAUUCAAUCAAAGUAUAUUGCAAAGUCGAGUCUGGAGGCUGUGAUGUACCGUGAGACACAGAAGGGCAGCAGGAGAUUCAAGAGGAUUGAGAACAGAAAUGGAGUCUUUGCGCUGUUGGGUGAUGGGGAGCGGCAGCCGCCCUUCAGUGGCCCAUCGUUCCUGGGCUCUCCUCCCCAGACCACAGCCUCCAGCUCUGGCUCUGCCGCCUCGCUGCCUGCCUUCCCGUCUCCCACCAGCUCCACGGAGCCCAGGGUCAAGGGCCGAAGGGGCCCCCGGAAGAACCACAGCGAACGGUACCGCCUCAAGUACCUGAGGCUGCGCAGAGCGGCGCGCGCCAUGAUAUUCGAGAAUGCAGCGCUCUGUGAUGAAGUGGCUCAUCUCGAAGAGAAGUUCCUCAGAGCCAAGGAGGAGCGCAGGUUCUUGCUAAAAUCCCUGUUGCAGUACCAGUCUUUCACGGAGGCGGAGCUGUUGCCCACCCCAAACACAAGCUCCCAUCCACCUCUGCCACCCGCUUCAGCCUCCACCUCUGGGCCCCCGGGGGCUUCUGGUCUGGCUGGGGGUCAUAACCCUGCAACGGCUGGUUCCACAGGAGAAGACGGAGCUCAUAAGAAACCCAAGAAGGAGCGUAGGGAGCGAGGGAAAGAGAACGGAAAGGAGGAGGUUCCGAAGAGGAUGUCCAAAAAAAGGAAGGUGGCUGAUGGCUGUCGUAAGCUGGUCCAGCCCAUCGCUCUGGACGCGUCCGGGCGCCCCGUCUUCCCCAUCGCCCUGGGGGGUCUGACGGUCUACAGCCUCGGAGAGAUCAUCACAGACAGAAUGCUGUUCCAUGACCAGUGUGCCAUCUACCCGGUUGGCUUCUGCAGCACACGGGUCUUCGCUAGCAUGAAGAACCCGGAGCAGCAGUGCCUGUACACCUGCCAGAUCAAGGACUGUGGAGCGGGGCCCCAGUUUGAGAUCGUCCCAGAGGAGGAUCCUCAGAACGCCAUCGUGGCGUCCUCCGCCCUCAUGUGCCAUGCUAACCUGCUGAAGGCCAUCGCUGCUGUCAGGUCCAAGCCCAUGCUGCCCAUUGUGCCGUCCGGCGCAGACUUCUUCGGCUUCUCUCACCCAACCAUCCAGAACCUCAUUCAGAGCUGUCCUGGAGCACGCAAGUGCAGCAACUACCAGUGGGUACGGUUUGAGGUGUGUCGCCCCGGCGACGGACACGCCCCACAAAGCCUCUCGGAGGACGACGCCUCGGUCAAUUUUGAGGCCUAUCAGAGACAUCAGGGCUUCGACGACAGCGCAAAGACAGACCACCACGCUUCAGGACAGACACCGCAGUCUCCUGGGGCAUCACAUCUCCCUAACUACAGCACCAGGCCUUCCACUUCCUUCUUCAACUCCUGAGCCCGUCCCAACAUGGGGACUGGUUACAGGGCCCCUGAUGACAUUUAUCAAUGCCACUUCCAAAAGGAAACCGCCACGCCGUGAUCAUGUAAAUGGGAAGGAUUGUUGUUUACACUGUUUUCCCGCCUCGUGAGAGGGGAGAGGCUCCUUGUAGUGCAGGGAGCUGUUCCACUUCCAUAAUUAGCGUGGAUACAGGAUCUUGCUAAUGAGUUGGCCUUCGCUGCGUUCCCUCCCGCUUCAUCCAAGGCUCUGGACUCCAUGGAGCCAACAUGUUCUACAUGGGGCCUGUUUGUAUCCUGAAUAAAUAGCUUGUUAAUGAGGCAAUUGUAUUAACUGUCCUAUGAUAUAAAAUCAAAAACAAGGCUUGUGUAUUUUGUAGAAUUUCACACUUGGAAAGGGGUCAUUACCUUGAGAGACAGCAUGUUGGAUUCCAUUCAAAACAUUAUUAAAAUUGGUUUAAUUACA
Gadus macrocephalus (Pacific cod) is the source of this 2444-nucleotide messenger RNA. It is a transcript of the gene fyrd1, whose product is annotated as transforming growth factor beta regulator 1. Gene Ontology annotation, biological process: regulation of DNA-templated transcription; regulation of cell cycle. Gene Ontology annotation, cellular component: nucleus. The record is from RefSeq and is a predicted model, not a curated record. Lineage: Eukaryota; Metazoa; Chordata; Actinopteri; Gadiformes; Gadidae. The coding region runs from base 240 to 1979 and encodes 579 amino acids. The transcript has 15 exons.